AUGACCAUGAACCCGCUUGACCCAUCGUCCUAUCCUCAGCGCUCAGCGCUUCUGUCCACAGGCAGGACCUACCACUUCGUCGACACAGGCUCGCCAUCUCCAUCUGCACCAACUUUCCUCUGUGUUCAUGGCUUCCCCGACAGCUGGUACGGCUACCGCUACCAGAUCCCUCACUGGGCGAAGGUUGCCCGUGUGAUUGUACCGGACAUGCUUGGUUACGGCGGGACGGAUAAGCCGGCCGAUGCGAGCGAGUACAGCUCGAAGAAGCUUGUAGCGGACUUAACCGCUCUACUUGAUCUCCUGGAAGUACCGCAGGCUAUCGUCAUAGGGCACGACUGGGGAGCACUGAUCUCUAGCCGGUUUGCGCUGUGGGCCCCGGAUCGACUAAAGGCACUGAUACUAUUGUCCGUUCCUUAUCCGCCGCCGCGGAAUGCAUAUAUUCCUCUUGAACAGAUUGUCAAGAUUGAGCCGGUGUUCUCGUACCAGGCGUAUUUCGCCGACCCGUCCUCUACCAAGGAGAUCGAAGCUGAUCAUGCAAAGUUCUUUGACGCAAUGUACAGUCGCUGGAAGCCAAGCGCACACCCGAUGCUAGGCAACAACAUGCGCGAUAUCGUUCUCGGGAAAAUCGAAGGCAAGCCAGCAAAAGAGCCAUUUGUCUCCGAUACCGAGAUCGCGUAUACACGAGCGCAGAUGGUCGACAUGAAUGGACCGUUGAACUACUACCGGACGACGAAGUAUCGGUAUGACGAGGAAGCGGCCGCUGAACUGUACAAGCGCGGCACCUUGCCAGAAGACCUCCCGGUGCUCUUCAUGUACGGGAGCGCCGAUCUCACUGCUACGCCGAAUAGGCACGCGGGAAUGCGCAAACACAUUCCUAAGCUAACUGAGGUGACGCUGGAAGGAAUCGGUCACUGGGUGAUGUUACAGGCUCGGGAUGAGGUGACGACAAAAGUGCAGGGAUGGUUGGAGGAGCAAGGGCUUCUCGCGACGGCGCCUGCCAAACUCUAG
Messenger RNA from Peniophora sp. CBMAI 1063, 1008 nucleotides. NCBI's taxonomy places the organism in Eukaryota, Fungi, Basidiomycota, Agaricomycetes, Russulales, Peniophoraceae. The record is from the annotation of a GenBank genome assembly.